GAAUAAUACGCGAGUUGAAAGGUCGCCACGUAACUGUUAGUACGCCUGCGCGACCUCCGGGAAGGCAAAAAGGAAAACAAAACAAAAAUAAAGUGAGCCCACGUGACCUCGCCUGGCCAGUGGAGAGCAGCGCAGAGCAUGGCCCAAUGAGCAUCCAGGGCGCGCAGAGCUCCGCCAAUGGUGCCUGCGUCGCUUGAAACUGGCGCCUCGCGUUGCUUCGCGCCUCGUCCUCAGAGCCCCGUCACGUUCGAGUUCGGAACCUGCCGAGCAGCUACGGGCGACCCGGCUGGCUUCGCGAUCAGCUGCCCCGGGCUUUGUAGUGUCGCGAGUGACGCGCAGCCUGGACGCCUGGCUUUGGUGGGGAUGACCAGCUGACGCUUUCCAAGGACUCGCAUCCCGAAAACAGAGGGACCAUCCGAGAGUCAUGAUCUCCGGAAUCAUCUCGAGGCUCAUUGUCAUGGUGUGCGGCAUGCUGUAUCCGGCGUACGCCUCCUACAAGGCAGUCAAGAACAAGGACGUUCGGGAAUAUAUGAAAUGGAUGAUGUACUGGGUAGUUUUCGCACUCUUUACCUGUGUGGAAACCUUUGCAGACAUCCUCAUCUCUUGGCUUCCGUUCUACUACGAGAUCAAGAUACUCUUUGUCCUGUGGCUAUUGUCUCCAGCAACAAUGGGCUCGAGCAUCCUUUACAGACGCUUCGUGCACCCACAGCUCAUGCUACGGGAACCAGAGAUCGACGAAAUGAUUGCCAGGGCCAGGGACCAAGGCUACACUGCGGUCCUGCAGCUUGGAAGCAGAGGCCUCAGCUAUGCCGCUAACGUUGUGGUGCAAACCGCAAUCAAGGGGCACCAGGUAGUCACAAACCACGUCCUGAGAGAGCUUGCUGUGCAGCAAAUGGCUGGACAGAUCACACAGGCAGAAGGAUACGGAGGAGGCUCGAUGGAGAGGAUGAGCCUAAGCCUGAGCGGCGACCAAGCCGAUUCACUUCUCAGCCCGUUGAGAAUGAGCCCUGGAGCUGGGAGACCCUUGGGCAUUGCCAACGCUGAGCCACGUCUUGAGGUGGCAGAAAAUUGGACCAACAUGCAGACCGAGGAGGGUGAAUCGGGCUCUUCCCCCACCGUCGGAGGGACAGUGGACCACCAGCGUGGAGGGGCACAUGUGCAGACAGUAAAGAAUGAGGCAACAUCUCCUUUAGUAAGCGGUGGAUCAGGUGCCCCUGUGUCAAGGCGUCCUCGCAGGAAUGCAACCCACACCACCCGAACUGGUUCAUUACGCCGAUCUGCACGGAUCACAGCUAAAACUUCUGCAAGCAAGCAGCUGGAAACCUGAACCAACUGUGGAAGCUUUGCAUGUGAUUGUUCAACGGAGAUCAACUGGAAAAGGAUUUCAUACAAAUCCUUAAAAAAAAAAGAAAAAAAAAAGGCUUCCUAAGCUUGAUUUUAGAUUGUGAGUCAUGAGUUAGGUGGUUAAAUUAUGAGCUGAGGACACUAAGCCAGCGAGCAGUCAGUUUACAGUUGGCUCAGGAGGAUUACUACCCAUGCCACCUUUCGAGGAAUGCAAAUAGGAGAUUCCUCAGUGUAUGGUUGAAAAUUUCAGUAUCUGGUUCUGGAAUUCUUAUUUUAUGCUGCAGUUUACGGGGGGUUUGUAGCAGCUGGCAGCUUUCCCGCUCUCCAUUGACUUCGGAGACGACAGCUCCCACAAGGAAGCCAGAUAACUCGAAUUGUGGGGACUUGCACGAAGGGUUGUCAACCUUACGUAGUGGACUUGUUACUAACUACUAAUGAGCUGCACCCAUUGUGCAGGUUGUGCGCAUUCCCGACUUUACACAUCCUCAUUGAUUGUGCUAUUCACAUCUGUGUGUGCCUUCUUUACAAGUGUGAAUGAAAUCUGAGAGGUUUUUUUGUCGUAUUCACCUAACUCGUACUAGAGGUGCUUAUUGACAGGCAUCCAGAGCAAUUAUGAACGUUUGAGUGCACUUGUCACAUAUUUUGUUCUUUUGAGUGCCAUAAGAAUGAGCUGUAGAGCAGUUCUCAGUCUUAACUGUAGUGAAGAUUGAAAGCAACUGUCCAAUGUGCCUUAGGAGGAAAGGAAACGGUAGGCUCUACUAGUUUUCAGUGCGUUGUUUGUUUUCAUGCCUACGAAAAUUGGUAAUAUCAACCUCUAGUCAGUGCAAGGUUCUCAUGCGGUAUUACUAGGUGAACACCAAACGUGCAGUAUUCCAAGGAAAAGUGACUGAAUGCGGUGCAGCUGUUAAUCAGCCAACCAAAAAGAAACAUUUUUUUUUUACUCCUAUUUUUUCGACAAGGGACAUUUCCUGACCAAUCUGCUUAAUUUUUUUACCUUUCCGUUCUCUUUGUUACACCGUGCAGAUUUUUCAAGCGCUGUCCACUAUUUGCCUGUUUGUUUUAUAAAUAAAACAUGUUUGAAGUUCU
Ixodes scapularis (black-legged tick) is the source of this 2430-nucleotide messenger RNA. RefSeq names its product receptor expression-enhancing protein 1. The record is from RefSeq and is a predicted model, not a curated record. Gene Ontology annotation, biological process: endoplasmic reticulum tubular network organization. The transcript has 10 exons. Bases 425 to 1327 code for a protein of 300 amino acids. Gene Ontology annotation, molecular function: microtubule binding. Gene Ontology annotation, cellular component: endoplasmic reticulum tubular network; cytoplasmic microtubule; endoplasmic reticulum membrane. NCBI's taxonomy places the organism in Eukaryota, Metazoa, Arthropoda, Arachnida, Ixodida, Ixodidae.